Molecule: messenger RNA, 2382 nt
Organism: Struthio camelus australis
Lineage: Eukaryota; Metazoa; Chordata; Aves; Struthioniformes; Struthionidae
Source: RefSeq, a predicted model, not a curated record
AUGGUUGAGCCUGUAGGUAACCACUAUGUUGUAGCCAGAUCUGUGUACUCGGAGAAGUUAUUUGAUGAAGAGCAUGAGAAACUGCACAGAUACCAUAAAACCUUUUGGGAUCACCUAAAACUAUAUUUUCGCUGUUCUCCACAAAGGAUCAAAAAAAUUGUCUUGGGUUUGCUUCCAAUUGCCUCCUGGCUGCCAGCGUACCGCUUCAAGGAGUGGAUCCUGAGCGACAUCGUCUCCGGCAUCAACACGGGGCUUGUGUCUGUCCUGCAAGGUCUCGCAUUUGCUUUGCUGGUAAAUAUCCCCCCUGGUUAUGGACUCUACGCAGCAUUUUUCCCGGUCUUAGUCUAUUUUAUCUUUGGCACAUCCAGACAUAUCUCAGUGGGUCCCUUCCCUGUCCUGAGCCUGAUGGUGGGAGGCGCCGUUGUGAGACUAGUCCCGGAUGACUUUUCUGAAAAUGGCACUUUAGUGAAUAUUUCCAAAAUAGAUGAAGAGAGGGUGAUGGUAGCUGCAUCUGUAACCUUCCUGGCUGGGAUUUUCCAGUUGCUUCUGGGAAUUCUACAGUUUGGAUUCAUAGUUAUUUAUUUAUCACAGUCAUUAAUCAGUGGUUUCACAACUGCUGCAGCUAUCCAUGUUGUGGUAUCUCAGCUGAAAUUCAUGUUUCAACUAACGGUUCCUGGAUUUAAUAAACCAUUUGGCAUCAUCUAUACUCUGGAAAGCGUUUUUAGUCAAAUCACAAAAACAAACAUUGCUGACCUCGUCACAUCACUCAUUGUCUUGCUUAUCGUGUUCGUGGUGAAAGAAGUGAACGAUCGAUACAAAGCAAAGCUGCCAACGCCCAUCCCCAUCGAGCUCCUUGUGACAGUCUUAGCAGCGCUGAUAUCCUAUUUUGCUAAAUUUGAAGAAAAAUUUAAUGUAGCUGUUGUUGGAAAACUAGAAGAAGGAUUUCAAUCUCCUGUUGCACCUGAUAUAAAUGUCUUCCAAAGGUGUAUAGGCGACAGCAUUUCCAUUGCAAUCGUUGGGUUUGCAGUAGGCUUCUCAGUGGCCAAAGUGUAUUCCAUCAAGCAUGACUACCCACUAGAUGGCAAUCAGGAACUAAUUGCUUUUGGGUUGGGUAAUAUAGUUGGAGGAUCAUUCAAAGGAUUUGCCUCCAGUACAGCGCUGUCGAGAUCAGGUGUGCAGGAGAGCACAGGAGGCAAAACCCAGAUUGCUGGUAUUAUCUCAGCUAUCAUCGUCCUGAUUGUGAUCUUGGCCAUUGGGUUUCUCCUGCAGCCAUUACAAAAGUCAGUCCUUGCAUCUUUGGCUCUUGGCAACUUAAAAGGAAUGCUCAUGCAGUUCAAGGAAAUAGGCGUCUUAUGGAGAAAAGACAAGUAUGACUGUGCCAUAUGGGUGGUGACGUUCUUGGCCGCCGUUUUCCUCGGCCUGGACAUCGGGCUGGCGACUGCUGUGGCCUUCCAGCUGCUGACCGUGGUCUUCCGCUCACAAUUUCCAAGCUGCACCGUUUUGGCUAACGUUGGAAGAAGUGACAUCUACAAAAACAGGAAGGAUUACACUGAUAUCUAUGAGCCAGAGGGAGUGAAGAUUUUCCGAUGCUCAUCUCCUAUCUUCUUUGCUAACGUUGAAUUCUUCCAAGAGAAACUCAUCACUGCUGUCGGCUUCAGCCCGUUGAGAGUCCUGAGGAAACGCAAUAAAGCUCUGAGGAAAAUCAGAAAGAUGCUGAAGAAAGGAGACCUGCAAGUGACACCUAAAGGCUUGAUUUGCAUGGCUAACCAUACACAAGAGUCUGAUGAAGAAUUAGACAACAACAGGAUAGAGGAGUUGGACCAGCCCACUGACCUGACGGACUUGCCCGUUCAGAUAGACUGGAACGCUGACCUCCCUCCCAACAUCUCCGUGCCCAGAGUGGACAUCCACAGCGUCGUUCUAGACUUCUCAGCAGUGUCCUUCCUUGAUGUUUCUGCCAUGAGGAUCCUCCAAAAGACUUUGAAAGAAUUUGUCCGCAUCGACAUAGAUAUUUACAUUGUGGCGGCCCAUGAGGGCUUUGUGGACAAACUGGAGAGAAGCGCAUUUUUUGACGAGGAGAUUAAGCCAUCUAUGUUUUUCCUUACCAUUCAUGACGCAGUUUUACACAUUUUGCUGAAGAAGGACAUAGCCAGCUCACCAAAAUUAAAGCCCACUGAGAAGGGUAGCAACAACCAUUGCGUUAUCAACACUAGCGGGGGAUUGCGCAGCCGGGAGAACACGGCAGCCCCAAUAUGUGUAUCAUUCAGCGAGCAGACAGGCACACCAGCCCCAGGACCCAGCUCAGGUGGAGCUGUGAGUUCAGAACUGCCAAAAGGCAGGCUGUUUCCAAGGUCUCUUGGACAUAUGUUCGAAGGACUUUAA